Messenger RNA from Periophthalmus magnuspinnatus, 1797 nucleotides. It is a transcript of the gene ltv1, whose product is annotated as LTV1 ribosome biogenesis factor. Gene Ontology annotation, biological process: ribosomal small subunit export from nucleus; ribosomal small subunit biogenesis. Bases 184 to 1575 code for a protein of 463 amino acids. The record is from RefSeq and is a predicted model, not a curated record. Gene Ontology annotation, cellular component: cytosol; nucleus; preribosome, small subunit precursor. Lineage: Eukaryota; Metazoa; Chordata; Actinopteri; Gobiiformes; Gobiidae. The transcript has 11 exons.
CUUCCUUAAUGGCGGCGGUCUUUACAGGGACACGCUUCACGCAGCGUGGGUAAACAAAACUGCAAAACACAUGGAUUUAUAGAUUUUAAUUUGAAGAAACACUAGAAUCUGAACCGUGGUUUAAUACUUGAAGCUCCGUAACGUACACAAAGAAGAAACUACAAUCAACAACGCCGUAACAAGAUGCCUCAUCGAAAGAAGAAGUCAUUCAUUGAGAAGAAGAAGGCAGUGACGUUCCACCUGGUUCACCGCAGUCAGAGAGACCCACUUGCUGCAGAUGAGAAAGCUCCGCAACAUGUGCUCCUGCCCGCCACUAAGGUGGAGGUGGAGAAGCGGCGCGAGGAGCAGAGGAACUUUGGCGUGUUUUUUGACGAUGAUUACGAUUACCUGCAGCACCUGAAGGAGGCAUCAGGGGCAUCAGAGCUCGUGCCAGGGGUCAACAUGAGGACAGAGAGACAGAUUCAGCUCAGAGAAGAAGAGGAGGAGGAAGAGGAAGAGACUGGAAAUCCUACCAGUAUAAACCUCCCGUCUUCAGUGUUUGCCUCAGAGUUUGAGGAAGAGGUGGGACUACUCAACAAGGCAGCGCCCAUCUCAGGCCCUCGUUUGGACAUGGACCCAGACAUCGUGGCUGCUCUUGAUGAAGAUUUUGAUUUUGACGAUCCAGAAAAUAUUUUAGAUGAUGACUUCAUUCUGAAAGCAAACAGCUCCGACAGAACGGCCUUCACUGGCGCUGAUGAAGAAGACGAUGAUGAAGAGUGGGAGGACACUGACGAGGAGGACUUUGAUUCUGAUGGAGGUUUGUCUGACGGGCAGAUCCAAGAUGGCGGGGCGCGUGAGUUCAUGUUCGAGGAUGAGGAGACGAGGACGCGGUUCACAGAGUACUCUAUGACAUCAUCUGUGAUGAGGAGGAACGAACAGCUCACUCUGCUCGACGACCGCUUCGAGAAGUUCUAUGAGCAGUUUGACGAUGAUGAGAUCGGGGCUCUAGAUAACGCGGAGCUGGAGGGAUAUAUAGAGCCGGACAGCUCUCGUCUGGAGGAGGUGAUCCAGGACUACUACAGACAGAAGCACAAAGAGUCUCUUCGACCUGAGGACCUGGGGCCGAAGGAGCUUCCUGUUUUGGAGGAAGUGGAGAGUUCGGAGGAGGAGGAGCUUCAGACCGUGGUGAUCGAAGCGCCAGAGGAGAAGUGGGACUGUGAGACCAUCAUCAGCACAUACUCCAACAUUUAUAACAGGCCCAAAGUCAUCGAGGAGCCACAGAAGCCGAAGCCCAUCUGCGUGUCCGUGAAGUCCGGUAUCCCUUUAGGCGUUCUUCCACCCAAAGGCCCCACAGCGAAACAGGCCGAACGUAUGACCCGGAUCAACGACUCCGACCUCCCCAGAGCCGCCAGCCUACCCCGGAGCCGAGAGGAGAGCCGCGAGGAGAGGAGGGCGAGGAAACAAGCGGUUAAAGAUGAGCGCAAGGAGAGGAGAAUAGAGAAAAAGGCAAAUAAAACUGCAUUUAAAGAAGAGAAGGCUCGACAAGAGAAACAACUACAAAAUCUCAGGACCAACAUCCAGGGGCUCAAGCUGUAAACAACAAUAAUAAACAACAAGACUUUUUUUAUUCUGAAAAGAACUGAACUGCUGAGAGAUGGGGACACUUCCUGGAGAUGAGAGGACUCUUCUUUUGAAGGAGAGAGUCCACCUCCUUCUGAUUGACAUGAACCACCUCACACCAUGUUAACUGAUACUUCAAGUUUGGACCCUUAUGUAUUUCUGUGUAGCUUUUGCAAUAACUAAAGAUGUUUAUCAAAA